AUUUUCAAGCGAGCACGAAAGCGUUAAAAGCAUGAAUUAAAGCGCGCUGAUUAAAAUUGGAUAAUUUAAUUAUUAAAUUUAAGAACAAAACUAAACUACACAAAUCACGAUUACGAUAAAAUCGACAACUGGUAUAUUUUGUGAAAUAUUUGAACAAUUAAAAUAAGUGCAGGUGAUGUCGUUCAGGUUUGAUUUAAGCUUUUUAAAUAUUUUGAAUUUUUUUGUUAAAAACUUUGCGUGGGAGUAUAAUUUUUUAGUAAGCAAAAUCGUGAGAAGUAUUUUUUAGUGCUUUUUAAUUUCUGAUUUAAAUUUCAUUCAGAGUUCUUUUCUUUUGAAACUUUUUCCUUGCAAGAAGACUAGUCGACUUAAUGACUUAAAAUUAGUAAAAUUUUAUUCAAUGAUUUAAUCUACAAACAAAUUUAUUGCGGUAUCAAUAAUGUGCGAAUUUUAUAACCGAAUCUGUGAUCAUACAAAAAGUGACAGCCAACGUUAACACUUCGAAGUUCAGAAUUUUAAAAAUUAGAAAGUGACUUAGAAAAAGUUUAAGUUAUUUAUGACUGUUGAGGGAAGAUAAUUUUAAUAAUUCAAAAACAAUAAAUCAAAAUAUUGCCCAGAACUACUAUCAAAGUUCAAGAUACGUGAAAAAGUGUAGUUUUGAAUUCAAUUCAAAAAGUUCUUGAAAGUUUAUGUGUGUAAAAACUUCCUAAACUCUUCCUUUCAGAACUUUAAGAAAUUGUCAAGGAAUAACAAAGUUAAUUUUUAGAAAAAAUAAGCGUUGGAUAAAUGUUUCUUUAAAAUAACUCAAGAUUUAUAAUUACAACUUAAAAUAUAAGUUUUCACUGUGGUGUAGUAUCCUUAAGCAAAUUAUUUCCGUAACCCUUACAAAUUCGGUGUUUCAAAAAGUUUGCUUCUAGCGUUCUGUGAUUCUUCUUUAUAAAAUGGAGCUUAUUCUAACAGCAUUCUUUAUCAUACUAAGUAUUGUUGUUAUAGUAUACGUUUAUUUAACAUGGAAUUUCAACUACUGGAAGAAGAGAGGAGUAAAAGGUCCUGAGCCAUCAGUAAUUUUCGGAACGCUGCCAAGUGUUAUCAAACAAAAUCGUCAUUUUGUUUUUGAUAUGGUCGACUUAUAUGAAAAAUACAAAAAAUGUGGCGAAAGUUUUAUUGGAAUUUUCAUGACUCGAAAUCCGAUGAUUCUGGUAUUGGAUACCAAGCUUGUUCGAGAAAUUUUAAUCUAUAAUUUCAAAUGUUUUCGUGAUAAUGAAGGCGCAUUAUGGGUCAAUAGGAAAAAUGAAGAAAUUGCUGGACGAAAUCCAUUUCUAGCUUUCUUUGACAUAGAUUGGAAGGAAAGACGAAAUGAUUUCAUGGGCGGAAUCAGUCCUAGUAGGCUUAAACAUGCCUUUCCAAUUGUUAUCGAAACUGGAAACAAAAUGACGGAAUUCAUCAAAGCUCAGAUUGCCAAAUCGAACCAUAUACUCGAUGUGAAAUCACUUUCCUACAAAUAUACCGUCGAAAUCUAUGCGAAUUUUGUCUGGGGCAUUGAUACGGAUGCUUUCAAGUCUGACGACGACGAACAAAAUGUUGUCUUGAAUAUGUCGUUGUUAUUCAUGGAUUUGUCAUUUCUCAAAAUCGGGCUUGUCAAUAUUUCCAGCUUAAUGCCAGGCUUGAAGAAAAUCCUAAAAAAUAGAUUCUAUGCUGAAGAAACUGAUGAUUUCUUCACGAAACUGCAGGACGAAGCUGUGGAUAUGCGACUUCGGAACAAGGACAAUCGAUCGGAUUUCUUGAAUUACAUGCUAGAGUUGAAGAGGAAGAAGAAUAUAAGUCACGUUGAUAUGGUUGGACAUAGUUUGACGGUGUUAUUAGAUGCCUUCGAUACAGCUGCUAUCGUGAUAUAUCAUACUCUGUAUUUUUUAGCCAUCAAUCAAAAAGCUCAAAAGAAGCUACGAGAAGAGAUCCUUGGCAGUUUGGACAAUGAAGGUGGAAUCAGCUAUAAGGCUUUAAUAAAUCUUGAAUACCUGGAUCAAUGUAUAAAUGAGGCAAUACGUCUGGUCAGUCCGAUUCCAGAUUUUUCCAAAAUUUGCACUGAAACAACAUAUUUUGAGAAUUGUGAAAAUAAACGUACAAAAAUUGAGCGUGGAAUGUUUGUUCAUAUAUCAGCUUUUGCCAUACAUCAUGAUUCAGAUAUUUAUAGCGAUCCCGAGGAGUAUAUCCCGGAACGUUUUGACAAUGGAAUGGCAAAGAUAUUGACUCAGAGAGGGUGCUUUUUGCCAUUUGGUGAUGGACCACGAAUAUGUGCAGGAAUGAGACUUGGAAUUUUGGAGUGUAAAGCUGGUGUUUUUGAGAUUUUGAAAAAUUUUCAAGUUAAUUGCUGUAAAGAAACACCCCGUGGAAAAUACAUAAAUACAGAAUCGCUCAGUAUUGGAGUGGAUGGUGAUAUAUUUUUAGAGUUUAAGGCUUGUUAGCGAUUUGUAAAGUAAUAUCUUUUUUAAGUAAUACAAAAUUAAAAAAUAAAUGGAGUUCGUUGUAAAUCCCUCUCAAAUAUUUAAAUAA
Messenger RNA from Eupeodes corollae, 2547 nucleotides. Its product is annotated as probable cytochrome P450 309a2. The coding region runs from base 939 to 2459 and encodes 506 amino acids. The record is from RefSeq and is a predicted model, not a curated record. Gene Ontology annotation, molecular function: heme binding; monooxygenase activity; oxidoreductase activity, acting on paired donors, with incorporation or reduction of molecular oxygen. The transcript is spliced from 8 exons. NCBI's taxonomy places the organism in Eukaryota, Metazoa, Arthropoda, Insecta, Diptera, Syrphidae.